This is a messenger RNA of Pomacea canaliculata, 1594 nucleotides long. Its product is annotated as WAP four-disulfide core domain protein 2-like. Lineage: Eukaryota; Metazoa; Mollusca; Gastropoda; Architaenioglossa; Ampullariidae. The coding region runs from base 121 to 885 and encodes 254 amino acids. Gene Ontology annotation, cellular component: extracellular region. The transcript is spliced from 9 exons. Gene Ontology annotation, molecular function: peptidase inhibitor activity. The record is from RefSeq and is a predicted model, not a curated record.
CGUGCAGGAGUGACUUUCCCUUAAAGGUAGAGUUACCGCUGGAUGUCGCCCACUCCUCAACUCACUGCUUGACUCUGGGAACACAAGCUUCGAGCUCUCUUGUGAACACACAUAGUCGACAUGAUUCUGCUCUUUCUUCUCUCUGUCUUGGUGACAGUGACAUAUGUACAAGCUUCUUCACAAUCUUUCAGCACCUGCGCUGUAACACUCUGUGUGACGAACUCUGUCUGUCGUGAAGUACUGAACACAACUUCUGGUGUGAUUUCUGCAGUAUGUCUCGAUCCUACUUUGUAUCCGGUGUCGACACACGAUAAGGUGUGCACUGAUGGUCAGCCUCUAUGGGUGGUCAGUCCCACGGGAGGUUACUCUCAGGCGGCGUGUGGGCGAGUGGUUGACAGAACCACGUGUCCUAACGGCUACAGGUGUGUCAUCGCACCCAACGACGCCUACUCCCUGUGCUGCCCUGCACCUGUAAAGAGUGGGCAGUGUCCAGUGCUGCCACCUGACAGCAGUGGAAUCUGUGCCAGCAACUGUCAGUCAGACAGCGACUGUGAUGAUGACCUCAAGUGCUGCAGGAACCCUUGUGGCGCCCUCACCUGUCAGUCACCUGAUGUCACCACUGCCGUCACCUGCGAGCUUGUUGACUGUCAACCUGACAAAAUUUGCAUAGACACUCCCACCGGACCGGAAUGCGUAUUUCCCAAAAGAGAAGGGAAAUGUCCAGCUCCUCGUAUCUCUGGAGGUUACCCAGGAUGCCAGUCCAGAUGUCACAAAGAUGCGGACUGUCCUUUUUCCAGAAAUGCUGCCCCGUCGGUCCAUUUGCGUGCGGGAGAGAAUGCAGGGACCCAGAACCAAGCAAAACCUGCAAAAAUACUAAAUGUCUAGCGGGACAGACGUGCAUCAUGGUUCAGCCCCAGUGCAUCCGGGCUCCUUGUUUUCCUCAGCCCUUCUGCACUGACAGAGAACUGACGUGUCCCAUCUUUCCUGCUUACAUCGAUCCGAACUGUGUUUAUCGUGACCAGUGCCGCAGCAACACCCAGUGUCCCAAGGGACAACUUUGCUGCUCAACGCCCUGCGGCCAGAGAUGCUUGACCCCUCGCUAGGGGUCAGCAGAUGACCAGCAGCAUGAGGACGAGCAUAUGUCGGGCAAAUGACACGAGCUACCAAUGGUGUUUAGUUUUGACCGACGAUGACAGUCAGCGUCAACACAGUCAUCCGCUUUUUCAUAAACAACCAAGGAAAAAAAAACAAUUUACUGUAUACAUAAAAACCUGAAACAAACAUAGGAGAUGAUGAACAAGACUUCAAAGUCUUUACCGUGCAUAAAACUAACAGACACAUUAACGGUUUAACAUUAACAUUUUCUUCAUCAAAUGCGUGUCGGACGGUAAUAUAAGAUGCUGUCAUUUAUCAUAUAAUGAAAUAAAUGUCCAGAAAGAAAGAAAUCUUUUGUAGGGCUUUAGAUAUGUCUAAAUGAGACAGCAUUUGGUUUCCGGAUGAUGACCACAGGAACAAAAAACAAACUGUUUAGCUCCGCUUUAUUCCUGUACUUUGUGUGUCUAGUACUAAAAGAUUAAAACAGUCGUAAAUGUUU